AUGAAAUCCCACUUGGCCAAGCUCCGUAUCCCUCCCAAAUCUCCUCCUCCCGCUGCUACUCCUCGUCGCCGUCGACCCGAUUACGACCCGGCAAUCGAAUCGUCGUCCUCGUUUUCCUAUCCCGGCGAAGAAGACGAGCUGGAAGUGGAGCAGAGCAGGCCGGCAGCGGCGGCGGUGGUGGCAGCUGGAGGCUUCGGCGGAGGCGGAGAUGGGAUUUACGGGUUGAGGGAGAACCCGAGGAAGAGCUUCCGGGUCGCGGAUCCCGAGUUCUCUUUCGCCGGGUCUUCCUCCGUCGUGCAGGACAGAGAGAGCGAGACCGAGUCGAGGAACCCGACCCGGAGGCGAUCCAAGCGGACCCGGAACUCGGCGGCGGAGCAAGAACCGGUGAGCUCUGUUUCCGAUGCUUCCCCUGAAGAAGACGUGGCGAUGUGCCUGGUGAUGCUGUCGAGGGACGUGAACUGGAAGCGAAGAUUCAGUUACGAAAGCGACGAAAUUGAAGAGGGAGAAGGGGAAAAGACGGAAAAUGGAGGAGAAAUCGAGAAGGGAAGUAGCAGCAGCGGAAGAAAUCGGGGGAAGAAGUUGAAGUGCGAGAAAUGUAUGAAACAGUUCCGAUCCUCACAGGCAUUAGGAUCCCACCGCCGGAUUUGCUCCCUCAACGGAACCCAGCUCGGCGGCGGCGGAAUGGGGAAUAAUGUGGUGGCGGCGGCGGCGGCAGAGAGGAUUUUCCAGUGCCCGUAUUGCUACAAGGUGUUCGGGUCGGGUCAAGCACUGGGCGGGCACAAGAGAUCACAUCUCACCGGCGGCGGUUCCUACCCGUCGCCGUCAGCAGCGGCUAACCCACCACCACCGCCUCCGGCAGCUGCCAAAAUCGACAAAAAUUACAGCUUUCUGGAUCUCAACUUGCCAGCUCCCGUGGAAGACGACGAGUUUAGUGCGAGCGUGGUUUCAGAUGCUUAA
This is a messenger RNA of Linum tenue, 957 nucleotides long. NCBI's taxonomy places the organism in Eukaryota, Viridiplantae, Streptophyta, Magnoliopsida, Malpighiales, Linaceae. The record is from the annotation of a GenBank genome assembly.